AUGCUGGCCAAAGGGCCCCUGCAGGGCGUCCAAGUCUUCAGGCGGAAGAAAACAGCUACAGCUGUUGCUCACUGCAAAGGAGGAAAUGGUCUCAUUAAAGUGAAUGGAAGACCCCUGGAAAUGAUUGAGCGAACCCUGCAGUACAAACUGCUCGAACCUGUUCUCCUCCUGAGCAAGGAACGCUUCGCUGGUGUUGACAUCAGAGUCCGUGUCAAGGGUGGCGGCCACGUAGCACAAAUCUAUGCAAUUCGUCAAUCUAUUUCCAAAGCAUUGGUGGCUUAUUAUCAGAAGUAUGUUGAUGAAGCUUCCAAGAAGGAAAUCAAGGACAUCUUAAUCCAGUAUGAUAGGACCUUACCGGUUGCAGAUCCUCGUCGUUGCAAGUCCAAGAAGUUUGGUGGACCUGAUGCCCAUGCACACUACCAGAAGUCUUACCAUUAAAA
This is a messenger RNA of Caretta caretta (loggerhead turtle), 440 nucleotides long. Its product is annotated as small ribosomal subunit protein uS9. NCBI's taxonomy places the organism in Eukaryota, Metazoa, Chordata, Testudines, Cheloniidae. Gene Ontology annotation, biological process: translation; maturation of SSU-rRNA from tricistronic rRNA transcript (SSU-rRNA, 5.8S rRNA, LSU-rRNA). Gene Ontology annotation, molecular function: structural constituent of ribosome; RNA binding. Gene Ontology annotation, cellular component: ribosome; cytosolic small ribosomal subunit. The record is from RefSeq and is a predicted model, not a curated record.